GUUUCCUUUCGGGUUUUACGAACAUCGUGCAAACUUAACAUACUCUAUUCAGGGUACAAUUAUUUAAUAUGACUUUCUAUAAAAAAAAAUCUCCAUUUUAUCGUCUGGUCACUUUGUACAAUUUCAUUUCGCAACUAAACACAUGCUAAACAAUAAGCUGGUCACCCUAAUAAGCGCUGUGAUACAAAGCGAACAGCUGAUAGUUUGGUUAGCUUUGUUGUUCAUGUGUUUGCUUUCACGUAUUUUUAUGUUGCUGGCACAGGUUUCAGCGUUUUCUCGGUAUUAAUUUUUAGUGAAAACGUUAUUUAAUAUCCAAAGUCAAAAAAGACAGUGAAUUAUGUUACGCAAAGUGCCACUAAUUGUGAUAUUGGGCUCAACCGGUACUGGGAAAACAAAGUUGUCGCUGGAAUUGGCAGAGCGAUUCGGCGGCGAAAUAAUCAGCGCUGACUCAAUGCAGGUUUAUGCCAAUCUGGACAUUGCUACCGCAAAGGCUACCAAAGAGGAACAGUCUCGAGCUAAGCAUCAUCUAUUGGAUGUAGCGACACCAAAUGAACCGUUUACUGUGGUCAGUUUUCGUAAUGCCGCUUUACCAAUUAUCGAAAAUCUUUUAGCACAAAACAAGUGUCCUAUUAUAGUCGGCGGCACCAACUACUACAUCGAAUCGUUACUCUGGGAUAUACUUGUUAGCCCGAAGGAUCCCACCGAGUUGGAUGGUAUAGACAAUCAGUUUGACAUAUCUACCUCAGUUGGGACUACAAGCAAAGAAGAGGCUGAUGUUGGUUCUGUGAAGAAUCCUUUAUAUGUACCUCAGUCUGAAAUGUCAGCAAUGUCAUCUGAGUUGUUGCAUAACCAUUUAAGGAAGAUCGAUCCGGACUCGGCAAAUCGCAUACAUCCGAACAAUAAAAGAAAAAUUAUGCGCGCCAUAGAAGUAUAUCAGCAAACCGGACAGACCCUAACAGUUAAGUUACAGGCGCAACGGCAACAACCAGGCGGCAAUCGGCUGGGUGGUCCACUACGUUAUCCUCAUACUAUAUUGUUUUGGCUGCGUUGUAAACAGGAUGUACUCAACGCACGUUUGGACAAGCGAGUCGACGCUAUGCUCGAACAGGGUCUCUUGGCUGAGAUACGUGCAUUUCACAACGAACACAAAGGUGAUAAAAGCCAAACCGACAAUUCCGCAGCGUACACCCGUGGCGUACUUCAAACAAUAGGCUUCAAAGAAUUUAUACCCUACUUGGAGCAGUUUAAUGCGGCAAAUGAUCAGAAAAUUGAAGAGUACUUACGCUUGAAUGCGUAUAAAAUGCCAACGGAAGAGCACUUCAAAGCACAAAAGCCGAGUUCAAUAAACGUAACACCAGUUCAGAAGCACAAACAAAAACAACAAAAGCAGCACGACAUUGAUAGAGAAAUUGAAUUAGAAUUGGAGGCAGCGGCAGAUUCCGAUACAACAACUACAAGUCCACCUUUGCCCCCGGGCCUCGAGGUGCUAAACGCGUGUUUGAAUGAGCUGAAACUAGUCACACAACGCUACUCCAAGAAGCAAAUCAGGUGGAUAAAUAAUCGUUUUUUGGCCAGUAAGGACCGUCAAGUGCCCGAUUUGUAUGAACUCGAAACGAGUGAUGUUAGCUUGUGGCAAGCAGAAGUGUAUAAGCGCGCUGCGACGGUCAUCGAAAGUUAUCGCAGAGCUGAGGUCUGCGAGAUACAGCCAAUGACGCGUCGUCAACAUCCGGGUGCGGGACUCAAUGAGGAGACCAGCAACUUCUGUGAGAUCUGUCAACGGCAUUUCAUAGGCGAAUAUCAGUGGCAUUUACAUCUGCAGUCCAAUAAGCAUAAAAAACGAAAGGAGUCAAUUGCAAAGAAGGAAAAAACAAAAGAGAUUUCCGUGGAGGCCAAAACGGAAGAUACAAAUGACAAAUUUCUUUGAUUAAAAAAAAAAAGAAUAGAAUAAAUAAACAAAGAUUUGAAAAACGAAA
Molecule: messenger RNA, 1973 nt
Organism: Bactrocera oleae (olive fruit fly)
Lineage: Eukaryota; Metazoa; Arthropoda; Insecta; Diptera; Tephritidae
Source: RefSeq, a predicted model, not a curated record